Molecule: messenger RNA, 1113 nt
Organism: Penicillium taxi
Lineage: Eukaryota; Fungi; Ascomycota; Eurotiomycetes; Eurotiales; Aspergillaceae
Gene: sidJ
Product: putative siderophore biosynthesis lipase/esterase
Exons: 1
Coding region: 1-1113 (370 amino acids)
Source: RefSeq, a predicted model, not a curated record
AUGUAUUCCAAAUUUUGGCCUAAAGGAGGCCUUCCUGGCAUUUUGCAUCACUAUGUUCGUCUCUAUCUUAGAUCUCACCAUCGUCUUCGGACUUUACUGACAAUAUUCUUGAAGACUGAGACGCUCACCGCAUUUGAGUUCACCUCCACUCUCGCUCCUCAACCUCACAGCGUUCUUUUUAUCGGCGGUCUCGGAGAUGGCCUUGCCACAACAUCCUACAUGGCUGACCUUGCUCGCACAUUGCUGCCGACAGGGUGGUCCCUCUUCACCUUGAACGUCACCUCAUCAUACACAUCAUGGGGCUGCGGACAUCUGGAUAGAGACACAAAUGAGAUUGCUCGAUGUAUCGAGUAUAUUAAAGAAUACAAAACCGAGAAGUUCGGCAGUAGCAAGCUCGUUCUUAUGGGUCAUUCUACCGGCAGUCAAUGUGUUCUGCACUACCUUUCUCAAUCCAAUCCGCAUACCAGUGUUCCUGCAUUUGAUGCCGAUCUUGAACAUGUUCAGCGCCCUGCUCUCGAUGGUGCAAUCAUGCAAGCUCCUGUAUCAGACAGGGAAGCUAUCAAGCUUUGCAUUGAACAUGGGUUCAUGGGAAACUCUCCAGCUCAGAUGAAGGCUAUAUGUGAUGAGAUGGAAGCUAUCUCGAAAGAGGCUGUUGCUGGGAAUAGCAAGCAUGACACAAUACUUCCUCUUGCGUUAACUACUGCAAUCUACCCAGCUAAUACGCCUAUCAGCUGUCGCAGAUUCUUGAGUCUCUAUAGUCCAGAUAGUCCUGCUUCACCUGGGGAAGACGACUUGUUCAGCGCGGAUUUGAGCAAUGGGCAGCUGGCAAAAACAUUCGGCAUGAUCCAGCAGCGUGGACUGCUGCGACAUAAGCUAAUGGUCCUCUAUUCAGGAGCUGAUCAGGCAGUCCCAGCGUGGGUUGAUAAAGAAAAUAACUUGGCUAGGUGGCAGAAUGCUACUGAUCAUGGCGGAAAGUAUCAAAUUUGGGAUGAAGUGCAUUCAGCCAUUAUUCCAAAUGCUUCCCAUGCUUUAAGCAAUGAUGACCAGGCUGAGCCACGGAAGUUUCUGUGUGAGAAAGUAUUGGGAUAUUUGCAGACAGCCCUUGAGAUAUGA